Sinocyclocheilus grahami is the source of this 798-nucleotide messenger RNA. RefSeq names its product natural killer cell receptor 2B4-like. The annotation marks the transcript as partial. Lineage: Eukaryota; Metazoa; Chordata; Actinopteri; Cypriniformes; Cyprinidae. The record is from RefSeq and is a predicted model, not a curated record. The transcript is spliced from 3 exons.
AUGAGCAGAGCAGAAUUAGUUCUGCUUAUGAGGCUGUCGUUUUGAACACACGUUUUCGACGGCGCUAUGAGGAUUUUAAUUAUCAGAAAUCUUUCGGACAUCUUUUGAGUAAUAUGCAUUCCGACGCUGCUUUCGUCAGUCUAUGCAUUCUUAUCACAAAUGGUGUGUUUGAUGCUAAAACAGAUGAAGUGAAGUCAGUAUCAGUGCUGGAGGGAGAAUCUGUCACUUUACACACUGAUGUUAAAGUACAGAGAGAUGAUCAGAUACGGUGGACGUUUGGACCUCAAAACACUCGAAUAGCUGAAAUCAUUAAAAGGGACCAAAUAAACUUUAUUUUUGUCAGUAAUGAUGGGAGAUUCAGAGACAAACUACUGAUGGACAAUCAAACUGGAUCUCUGACCAUCAGAAACAUCAGAUCUGAACACACUGGACUUUAUGAACUGACUGUCAUCAGUGGAAAAACCUCAUUGAAGAGCUUCAGUGUUACUGUGUAUGCUCCUCUUUCCACUCCUGUCAUCACCAGAGACUCUUCAAACUGUUCCUCAUCAUCUCAAAGAUCAUCAGUGUCCAGAUGUUCAUUGUUGUGUUCAGUGUUGAAUGUGAGGGAUGUGACUCUCUCCUGGUUCAAUGGAAACAGUUUAUUGUCCAACAUCAGUGUGUCUGAUCUCAGCAUCAGUCUCUCUCUACCUCUGGAGGUGGAAUAUCAGGGUACAAACAACUACAGCUGUGUAGUGAAAAAUCCCAUCAGUAACCAGACACAACAUCUGGACAUCAGUCAACUCUGUCACACAUGUACAG